Molecule: messenger RNA, 10652 nt
Organism: Dunckerocampus dactyliophorus (ringed pipefish)
Lineage: Eukaryota; Metazoa; Chordata; Actinopteri; Syngnathiformes; Syngnathidae
Gene: apoba
Product: apolipoprotein Ba
Exons: 25
Coding region: 64-9441 (3125 amino acids)
Biological process (GO): cholesterol homeostasis; triglyceride mobilization; cholesterol transport
Cellular component (GO): very-low-density lipoprotein particle; mature chylomicron; low-density lipoprotein particle
Molecular function (GO): low-density lipoprotein particle receptor binding; cholesterol transfer activity
Source: RefSeq, a predicted model, not a curated record
AGAAAAGUGGCACACAGAAAUGCUGGUUUCAUCAUUUUCAAACAACAACUGGGAGGACAAAGGAUGGGUUACAGCAAGCUGCACCUGUUCAUGCUGCUGAGCAGUUACACCUUUGCUCAGCAAGUCAUCCAGGAGAACACGUCGACCUGUUUAAUGGCCUCCAGAUUUAAGGCCAGUAAGAAAUAUGUGUACCAGUACACCACUGAGAGCAGGAAUGGUGUCGUGGGCACUGCCAACCUGAGGAACGGCCCAAAAGUGACUUGUAAGGUAGAGAUUGAAAUCCCUCAGACUUGUAGAUACGUCAUGCACACUACGGAGUGUACUCUCAGUGAGGUGUCGGCCAUGGAUCCUCAGGGCCAGCCCGUGUACAAGCAGGCACCUGGCUCUACAGCCUUCCGGGCAGCUAUGGCGAAGAACCCUCUGAAGUUCUCAGUGGAACAAAUCACCAGCGUUCAGCUGUAUCCUGAGCCAAGAGAACCAGUGAACAUCCUCAACGUAAAGAGAGGAAUCAUCUCUGCUCUCAUAGUUCCAGCCAUGGAUGAUGAAAAGAGCAGCCUCCUGAGUACAGUGCAUGGCCAGUGUUUUACCAACUUAAGGGUCAACACAAGGAAGAACAUUGCAGUCAGGGUGACCCUUUCGAGAGAUCUAUCACAGUGUGACCAGUUCUACAGCAGACAACUAACAAAUAGUCCACUUGCGAUGCUUCAAAAGCUGGUUGUGAAUGGUUUCCAGCAUAGCCCCAUGUCCAAGCUGAUCACAAGCAAACAAGACUGCGACUACCAGUUUGAUAAAAAAGGAACACACAUCACAGCUGCUUUGUGCAAAGAAAAACACACAUAUCAACCCUUCUCCAAUGGGGACAGUGGAAUAUCAUCUGUGGUAACUCAGGAGCUCAGCUUUCAGAGUUCCAGCAGGACCAACAGCCGAAUAUUUGAUGUUGACCCCAGCCAUAAGAAGCAACUCUACUUUGAAGAACCUGAAGAUUACUCUCCAUCGCAGACAAAGGAUGCUGCUCUCAGCACCAUGAGGGAGCUCCAAGCUUUGUCGCUGUCUGACCAGGGGCAAAAGAGAACAAGCCUUUUCCAUAAGCUGGUGUCCACCCUACGAACCUUAAGGAAUGACACUCUGAGUGGAACAGUCACUGAGAUGCUGCGUUCUUCAAAGUGGCUUACGUGGCAGGUCCUGCUUCAGUGUGGGACCUCGGAGUGCACCAGCGCCAUGCUUCAGGCCAUCCGUACCCUCGAUGGGGCGGCACUAGGAGUUGAUGCCCUGGUCUACGGACUAAGUCUCCAGGCAAACCCUGAUGCGUCACGAGUCCAAGAUAUGCUCAGUGUGGCUCAGUUUAGACAGAGCAAAGCCAUCAUGUAUGCUCUUGGCAACACAGUCAAGAAAUUCCAUAAAGGGAAGAUAACCCCGGAGGUCGCAGCUGUGUCAGAGUUCAUGAAGACGCUCUUAAAUGACUGCUCAGGAGAAAAAAAAAAUGAUUCUGAAGAUUUUCCGACUGACCCCGAGGAGACAUCCUUCCUUGUACUAAGGGUUGUUGGCAUCAUGGGUCAAGCAAUGCAAACUGCCAGCCCUACCCUCAUCUCCUCCAUUAUGAAGUGUGCCAAAAGAAAUGACAUUUCAUUAUCAAACCAAAAAUCAGCUGUACAGGCCUUCAGGCAGAUGCACAUUACUGAUCAGAUCAAAGACUUCCUCAAGGAGGUGUAUCAGCAGUCUCAGGGCCCUGUUGAGAAACGUGUUGCAGCUUACCUGAUCCUGAUGAAGAAACCAGACCGAGAUUUAAUCAGAGACAUUGUGAACAAUUUAGAGAGCCUGGAGGAUGAACAACUCAGGAGCUUUGUGGUCUCCCACCUGAAAAACAUCCAAAGGUCCAAUGAGCCACAACUGGACCGACACAGGCACUACAUUGCGCUCGCCCUGAAAGAUCAGCUUUUACCCACUAAUAACGCCAUUGCGGGCACGUCCCGCAACUACAAGAUCGACUCCCCCUUGGGUUCGGUGCGGGGCAACAUCAUAUUCGAUGACACGGACACUUUACCCAAAGAGGUGAUGUUGGAGACCACUCUGAAGGUUUUUGACUACAACUAUGACAUAUUUGAGUUUGGCAUUGAGGGAACGGGAUUUGAAGCAACAGUUGAAGCUCUUUUUGGAGACAAAGGCUUCUUCCCAGACUCCAUCUCCAAAAUCAUAUAUUGGGCAAGUGACCAGGCCCACAUGAUCAGAAGGGUUUUGAAAAAAAUUGCCCCCGACAGAGAGAGAAGAAAAAGACAGGCGCCACAGCAACUUAUUCAUGACAUUACAAAGAGUAUCCAGAAGGUCAUAAAUGAUGUGUUUUCUUCACCGACCCCUGAAGCCACUGUCUACCUACGGCUUCUUGAAAAUGAGAUGUAUAUGAAGACCAGCGAAAUGAGAAGGAUGGCAGAGACGCUAUUCAUGUACUUCCAUGCUUUCUUCCGACAUCUACCUCUUCAGACAUUUUUUGAAUGGACCUCUAGGACUGAUAAUGAAGUCUUCAUUCACUACAUCUUCAUGGAGAAUGCCUUCUCUCUGUCCACUGCCUCUGGCUUCCCUCUCAAGUUUUCUCUUGCUGGAGUGUUCGCACCCGGUGCCAAAGGAGGCAUGACGUUCUCCUCCAGCACAGGUCACCUGUCAUUUAUGCCAUCUGUCGGGUUAGAAUUCAUCACCCAAAUGGGAGUUCAUGCUCCAGAUUUUGUGCAGGCGGGGCUUGAGAUGCACACAAGCAUGUACCACGAGAGCUCGCUUAAUGCUAAAAUCACCAUCAACAGAAACCAAAUUAGACUGUCCGUCCCCGCUCCAAAAUCAAACACGCAGUUGUUCACUCUCAGCAACAAGCUGGUGUCAGUCUCCUCUGGCCGUACAAUGACACUACCAUCCCUUGUGACGGACACAACUGACUCAACUGACUGCCAUUCCCUCUUUAGUGGUCUCAAAAUCUGCACAGUUCUUUGUUACUCCAAUGCAUCCUCAAUGGACAAAGCCCCAUAUUAUCCUCUGACUGGCAAAACCAUGGCUACAGUUGUAAUCCAGCCCACAGGGGAUGUUUCAGAGUACACUGCCACCAUCAAGCGGGAUACACUCAGGGAAGGAAAAACUGGUCGCCGUGAAAUUGAUUCUCUGAGGCUAACCCUAAAGGCAGAAGGUGAUGACUCAACAGGCGCCACCGCCACUCUGAAAUAUGAUCACAGUAAGAAAGUUCUCGCCGCUGAGGUUGUCAUUCCAAACUACGAUGUUCAAGUUGGCAUCAAGAUGGCUGGAGCUGAUACUGAUGCUAAGCAACACAACAUGCGCAGCAUCAUUAUUGACAUCACCAGCAAGAACGUUCCACAGCUGAUGCUGGUGGGGCACACUAGACUUGAAUGGAUGAAGGAUGCUAUGCUGCAACUCCAAAUGAUCAUCCCAGCUCUAAAAACCAAUGCUUCUGUCACUGCAACUCUGCAAAAGCGUGAGGGCAUCAUCAUGGAUGUAGAGACAAAAAUCAACCUCCCUGAGACAUCCUACCAACAGACAGCUUCCCUCAUAUAUGAUAAGGAGACGUUUGAGGUGGAAAUGAAAUCUGACUUGAAUUCAGAGAUUCAGAAAAUAUCACCAACUAUAGAAGAUCAUCGCAGAAAGUUGAACCAACUCAUUGAUGAUAUCCUGGACCAGAAGGUUGCAAAAACGGAUAUGAAACUACGACACAUAGUCACAAAAGGAAUUGAGGCAGGUAACAUUUGGCUGGAUACGUUGACAUCGAGUAUCCCUGGCCUUGAAAACUUGGGGAAUAAGCGGAUACCGUCACAACUUAUUGUUCCAUCUCUGCCUGAGAAAAUGUUCCUGCGGGUUGACAACUUCUUCCGGUACAAGUUCAACAAGGACAAGAUGGCAGUCUCGCUUCCUCUGUCACUGGGAGGCAAGACAUUGGAGGAAUUAAAUAUCCCCAACUCCCUGUCAGUUCCUAUUUUAGACUUACCACAGAUAGGUGUACACAUCCCCGCAAAAAGUUACAAACUGCCAUCGUUCUCUGUGCCUCGUACUGUGGAUUUCACUCUGCCCCUUCUUGGUCUGGCUGAAGCGUCAAUCAAGGUCAACAGCAACUUCUACAGCUGGGAAGGCUUGAUUUUUGGUGGCAAUCACACUAUUGAUAGCCCCAUCUACACAAUACAAUACAAGGCCAUAGCCAAGUCACCGUUCAACCUGCUAAGAUACAAACUUGAAGGAACUGGGAUGAUGUCAGGAAGAGCCGAUGAUCACCUUGAGUACCUGGUGAAUACUUCCUUUAGCCACAAUCUCGUUCAGACAAGCGUGAGUGUCUCAGAAACCUUGGAUGUAACCAACAAAUUACAUGCAAAAGCCAAUUACAAGAUUGAAGCAUCUAGUCCCCUUGGUCUCCACGCUCGUCUCUGCUAUAUUGCCCAGUCAACUUCCACUCUAGACUCAGUUGAAGUCAGUGGAGAUGGCACCUUGGACGGAACACUGAAAAUUGGUUCUUUCUAUACCAACAGCUCCUAUAGCAACAGCUACAGCCUGCAUCAACUCAAGAAAAAAGGAAGUGGAGAGUCCAUCCUGCAUUUUCACUCACCAUUUCUGCAAAUUCACAACUCAAUACGCGGAGUCUAUGAUAACUCAGAGCUGAAAAUUGUCUCUGAAACAAAUGCCCAGAAAGACAUCCUCAAUCAUGUCGCUGAACUCAACUAUAAGGACUCACAACUAACCCUUAAGUGCAUUGGUGUUGCCAAAGCUGGGGGGAAAUUGCUUAGUAACAAAGUUGAUUUUGGUGUUUCCAGCCAUACAGUUGUCCUCAGAGUUGAAUCACAGGCAGAUGAUGAAACAAAUCGGGCAUACUCCCUUGUAACAGGCUCACUGAACUCAAGAAGGCUUGAAGUAAACUCAGAUGGACUGCUCACAAUUGAUGCAGGUCAAGGAUUGCACAAAGCAUCUGUUGUGAUUGACAAAAAUUGUCUGACCACAAGUGGAACUAAUAGUAUUCAAUAUGGCUCUGUGACAUUUGAGAAUAUCUUCAAUGUUGCCAUCGACGGUAAUGGAGCAUCACUGUCCUCCACGACUAAAACAAUGGCUGAGGAUGGUCGAGGUGAGCUCCAUAUUGAGAGUAAUAUCAAUGCUAAGGAAGUCUCUUUGUAUGGUGUCUUCAAUGGUAAUAUUUUCAAUGCUAGCACAAGAAAUAAUGUAAAGACUACACUGAACCGAAAAGCUUUCACCUUUACCAGCGAUACCAUGGCAGCACUGGGGCAGAUGAAAACAGAAAACAGCUACGCACUGACCCUCACUCUGUGGACCCUUGCUUUACGCACCAAGACUGGGAACUUCCUCUGUGAAGAGAUCUACUAUAAGCAAGAUACCCAGAUUGAUAUGAAGCCAUUUGUUAUGAAAGCUGACGCGACAUGCGUGUUCAAAUUGUACGAUGUCGGUUUCCAAAAUGAAGGCCACAUGAAGCUUGAGCCAGUUAAGGUGGGCCUGAGUGGAAGUACAAAUGCCGCUUAUGGAGAAGAACACAGCGUUAAGCACACAUAUGACAUCAGCUAUGAAGGCAUGGCUGGUACAAUAAAAUGCCACACUUUUGGAAAUGUGCUCGGUGCGCAUCUGAGUCAAACCUGUGCACUGGAGUUUGCUGGACUUUCCGCCGCGUCUUAUUAUGAGUCAAAAGUAAAUUCAGAGCCUCUACAUUUUGACAGCAUUAUACGCACUGCGGUGCUACCUUUCAGCCUAAAAGUUGAUGCCCUCAUCAACGGUAAUGCAGAGGUAUAUCUAUAUGGAAAGCACACGGGGCAACUGUAUAGUAAGAUGUUAGUUAAAGCUGAGCAUUUAAGUCUUGCAUACUCAUAUGACAGCAGAAUGUCAACCACACAUUCACAUUCAAAUGAGGAGUUAACCACUCACUUAGAUAACAAACUUGACAUUCUCCUAAUGCCUCGUGAUCAAGCUCUAAUGUGGAAAAUGAAAUCUAAACUACACAAUCACGCUUACAGCCAGGAGGUCAGUGCCUAUAACAACCCGCAGAAGACUGGAUUUAAUUUUUCAGGACUGAUGCGCACCGAUGCUUUCAACCAAUUGGACAGGAAUGCUGUAGCAGUACCCGGAGUGGAAGAAUUCUGUAUAACUGGUUUUCUUGAAUAUGAUAAGAAAAGUGGCUGUCGUGUAAUUCUGACACCGUUCAUUGACAUUUUCCCCGCCACUUUUGAACAAAUCAAAAAUACAUGUAUACAGGCUUUGGAAAAAUUCCAACAGUACAUUAACAAUCAAAAUAUUCAUCAGGUAAUAUCUGACUUUCAAGCCCGGUUAGAUCAGUUAUCAUUGCAAGUGAGUAGCCUGAUGGGAGACAUGGACUUUGAAAACAAAGUCAAUGAAAUGAAAGCAAAACUUGAUUAUUAUACUGAUGUGUUUUCCGUAACGCAGGAUGACUUGGAGCUAAUGGUAAACAACUUGAAAAGGGAUUUGGAAAAUAAGGUGCUAGUAAUCGCUACCAGAAUUAGAGACCUGAUUUUUACUGUUAAAGAAUAUGCCAGGAAAAGACACUUUUCGGACAAAAUAACAAAUGUGUUCAUGGUUACUGGAAAUCAUCUUCGUGCAUUUAACGAGAAGUACUAUAUCCAGGAAUCACUUCUUAAAGCCCUGCAUACCAUUGAGAACGGUGUUAAACAGAUUGAUUUAGAGAAGCUCACAGACAGCAGCACUGCUUGGCUGAGAGACUUCGAUUCAAACUAUGGAACUCUUGCGAAAAUCAAAGAAAUCCUGGCAAACAUACAACAUAAAAUUGAGAAUUUUGAUGUCAAGAUAUUAUCUCAGCAAAUAAAAGAGUUCCUGCUUUCAAUUGAGAUGGGAAUUGAGCAGCUGUCCUAUCAAAUUCCUAACACAGAGAUUGCAAAAGUGAUGGAAUCUAUGAACGAUGUUGUUGUCAACUGGAUUGAUGAAUAUGAACUCCCCAACAAACUCAAUGCAGUUCAUUCCUACAUCAGGGAUCACAUUUCAAAAUAUGGCCUGAGUAAAGAGCUUAAAGAAAUACUUGAUCAGGCUGUAGUUUUCAUCAAAAAGCUUAAAAUAGAAGACACUGUGCAGUCAGUGUUAAAUACUUUGAAAGAAAUCAACUUUGAAUUUGUUCAAGAUGAAAUUCUACAAUUUCUGCAAAGUGUGACACGUCAUCUCAGGGCAACCGAUUUAGAGAAGAGCUUGGAAGAAGUUAAUGAGCACGUUUCUUCAGCCCUGAAGUCACUGGAGGAAUUUGACUACAAUACAUUUGUUGAUGCGUGCAACAAGAACAUUUCAGAGUUAACGGCUUUCGUGAAUGAGAGAAUAAAAGCAUAUGAGAUUGUGUCAAAGCUUGAAGCUGUUAGAGAGUUUGUCAGAAAGAUUCAAAGUGCGUUUUUUAAAUUAAUCAACAAACUCCAAAACACAAAAGUGGGUGACUCUCUGAGGAAACUAAAGCAUGUGAUGGACAAUAUAUUUUACAAUGACAUAAUAAUGACAGUUCAGGAUGUCCUUGAAGACAUCAGACAGAGAAUUCUUGACAUGGAUAUCCAAGAAGAAGUGUACAUUUACCUCCAAAGAGCAAGCCAAUCCUACAGCAAUAUUGUUGCCUUUAUAUCUGCGAAGAUCAACCGACUGAUAGAGGAAAUGAACAAAAUGGUGAGGGACAAUGAAAUCCUCGGUCAGAUAAAGCAAACCAUUGAUGGAGUUUUAGAUAAGCUGAAUAAAGCUGAGCUACAUUUCCCCUCUUUUACUGUGCCUUUUACAGACCUAGUCAUUCCUGCAUUUGGAAUAGACCUGAAAAAACUGCAUGAAAUGACCAUUCCAGCAGAAAUCUCUAUCCCAGAGUUCAAUGUUCUUGGCUCAAUCACAGUCCCUGCCUUUACAGUAUCAUUUGAUGAGCUCAAAGCGCAAAUCAUUGCAACAAUAGAUGACAUAAAAGGAUUUGAAAUCCCCGGCAUUGAUGUUGAGGGUAUUUUUGGAGACUUAAAAGUCCUUUACAUAUUUGCAUUACCAGAUGUUACCUUCCCAGAAAUAACACUUUCGGAAAUCCAAAUUCCAAACAUCAGCAUCCCCAAAUUACACAUGAAGGACUUUGAAGUCACAGCAUUUCCAAUGCCAGCAAUCAGACUGCCUGACGUUCCUAAUAACAUUUGUGUCCCGGGGUUUGGAAAAUUCCAAGGUGGAUUUCAAGUGAGCUCUCCUGUGUAUACUAUUGUUUCUUCAGUAAAGUUCGAGAAUGCAACGUCCACUCCAGAAAACCCUCAGUUUACAGCCACUAUUACUUCUCGUGCCACAUCAGAUGUCCAGCUCCUGGAAUAUACCCUGGAAGCAAUGGCUCAGUUGGAGGCACCCGGAAUGCAGGAGCUAAAAUUCACAGAAACUCUGAAAGCUUCACAUUUGGCUUUCUCCAUUGAUCAUGAUGCAUCUUUGGUACUUGGAAGUUCUUUUGCUGAGGCCUCUGCAAAAACUGCAUCCAAGGCAACAACUUCAAUGUACACAGCAGACUUGGCCAACCAUUUGACAGUCUCACUGAGGAGUGGCGUCUCAGUAAAUACAAGCACGACCUACAAUCACAAUUUGGACACACCGUCAAUAGGAAUUUCAAGUCAGGCAUCAGUGAAACAUGACAUGGCAGCGACAGCUGAAUCUGGCAGAAUUACGUUGAGUAGUAAAACAGCUGGUCAAGGAAAGUGGUCCAUCAAGAACUACUCUGAUGAAGGCACACAUGAAAGUGAUUUAGAAAUCAAUGUCAGUUUCAGCGCUGCCAAGUUUACUUUCGUAGGCGAUACAGAUUGUACAUUAUUCAAGUUCAAGCAAAUGAUGAAAGCUGAAUCGGUUACCCUUAUACGUAUUGUUGUGGAAGCAAAAUGUGAAGCUGAAGCUCCAUUUUUGAAAAAGAGUGUCAUUGCGGCUCAUGGAGAAGCCCAUGUUGAGGACUUGAAAGUUGCACUGACAGCCCAUCAUGAUUCAGAACUCAGCGGAAGAGCGACUGGUUCCAUUUCCAACUCUCUGGAUUUUGUGGCCCAUCCAUUUGCGGCUGUUGUUGAUGUGAAGAAUAAAGCAAAAUUAAAGAUGCGCUUCCCCCUGAAACUUACUGGCAAUGUGUAUCUCCAGCAUGACUACGGUGUCAAGGUCAGUUCCGAGAAGCAACAGACUUACUGGAUUGGUUUGGUCAGAUUCAACCAAUACAAGUGUAAUCACAACAUUGCUGCAAAAAAUGAUUUCAUGAACGUUACCUUCAACUUACAGGCUCAUGGAGAAGCCAAUGUGGACUUUUUGACUGUUCCUCUCUCAGUACCAAUGAUGACUGUACCUUUUCUGGGAAUUACAACUCCUGAAGUUCGAGACUUUUCUCUGUGGGAGAAUGCUGGAUUCAAAACCUUGCUGACCACUCCUCAACAAUCAUUUGAUACAAACGUGUCGCUUACUUACAGCAAGAACCCUCAUGUACAGUAGCUUUGAAUUGAGUAUAGAACCAAUAUAGAGUGCCGUUAAUGACCGUGCCAACACAAUAGUCGUCCCACACUACAUCGUGGUUCAAACAUCGCUCCCUCACUCUAUCACAGUUUUUUGAAAAUGUAUUAAUUAAUAAAUGAUUGCUGUUUCAUGGUUGAAUAAUAUCCUAUUAUUAGUCAAAAAUAUUGAAACACAAGUUAUAUGUAGUAUUCCUAGGCGUCAGUAAUGUUACAUUAAUGAGACAUGACAUUAUAUUGCAUUACCUUCACGGUGUAUGUAAUCAGCCAUGGCAUGUCCGUUCUCCCAUUCCGUGUGGAAGUGAUACGUUUUUUUCUUCUUAGUUUGCCCUUCCUCCCCACUCUGAAACACUUUCUUAACGUUAGAAUAAGUACACUGGAGAGGCUAACUAGUUAGCUCGGUAGCUUGGUAUGCUAUUGUGGCUGUCUUUUAUGUCCCUGCAGUGAUCCCGUAGCCUGCACAAUGUGGUGUAAACAAAGAAUAAUAGGAGUGUAAAGGUGACUAUAGGGCUGUUAUUUCAUGUCUACAGGGCUCUAACAAUGUUAAAAGCCGUAUUUACAAAUUCAUAAACAGGUUUUCUAUGCCUGCCUUCAAGUCUGUUUAUAGCAACAUCCGUUGCACUCUGCACCAUUGUGAAGGUUCCCUCCCCCAUCUGUAUUGUCUUAACUGCCAAGGUGGGCAAAAAUGACUUUAAAUGAGUAACCUUGCUGAAUUCCAUGUGCAUUUCCAUCUAGAUCUUCUUACAGUAUGACCUUGCUGCUAAGAAAGACAUAUUUAUGGCACAUAACCUACACUUGUGAUGCUACAUAACAUUUUACAUUGCUAGAUCAAAGCCAUUGAUUGGCUCGUAUCGUAUUUUAUUUUUUCUAUGUCCCCGUGGACAAUGCAAUAUUUAAAUUGGAAAACGGUCUUCUGAGUGUGAACUGUCACUUGAUGCACAAUGAUGUUUUUUUUUCCACAAAACAUGUUUACAUGGUUUUGAUUAUAUUUGAAGUCAAAGUGUUUUCCAAUAGUUUCUUUUGUUUAGAUAUUUUGCGCUAUUGACUUUAUUUUGCUCAUACAAAUGUAUGUAAUACAAGGGAAUAGAAGAACAAUGUUAUUAUUUUGUGAUAUUGCUCCGUUGUCUUACAUUGUUGUAUUUAUAUAUUUCUAAAUUGUCCACAAUAAAUUUCUAACUUGGUCAUAUUUUUUGU